Messenger RNA from Drosophila suzukii, 406 nucleotides. The record is from RefSeq and is a predicted model, not a curated record. NCBI's taxonomy places the organism in Eukaryota, Metazoa, Arthropoda, Insecta, Diptera, Drosophilidae.
GCUCAAGAUGUGUUCUAAACUCUCCCUGCUUCUGGGAUUAGUGACUUUGAUCGCAGCUGUCGUUGCCGUCGAUGAUCCUACAUCUCCAACUUCAACGACGUCUCCCACUUCACCGACGGAUCCAACUUCGUCAACUUCUCCAACUUCUCCGACUUCUCCAACAACCCCAGAUGCUGCAGCCCCCUCUUCAGACACCGCUACCACGCAAAAGACUCGCAAGAGGCUCAGGCUUCGAAGGUUCCGCGUCCGAAGGGUCUGUUGGGGCAACCGAGGUGGCCGCAGAUUAGGGGGUCACCGGUUCCGAGAAGGAUAUUUUGGAGGACGUAGAAGUGAAACAGGUUUCCGUGAAAAUGGCAUCCGUGAAGGCGGCUUCCGUGAUCGCAGAUUUGAGCACAUCACCAUCUAA